Labeo rohita (rohu) is the source of this 1598-nucleotide messenger RNA. It is a transcript of the gene ndufaf7, whose product is annotated as NADH:ubiquinone oxidoreductase complex assembly factor 7. The transcript is spliced from 10 exons. Gene Ontology annotation, molecular function: protein-arginine omega-N symmetric methyltransferase activity. NCBI's taxonomy places the organism in Eukaryota, Metazoa, Chordata, Actinopteri, Cypriniformes, Cyprinidae. The record is from RefSeq and is a predicted model, not a curated record. Gene Ontology annotation, biological process: mitochondrial respiratory chain complex I assembly. The coding region runs from base 141 to 1463 and encodes 440 amino acids. Gene Ontology annotation, cellular component: mitochondrion.
AAAGAAGAAGAAGCACACCCUCGGCCAAUCAGAAUGAAGGACUUGUGACAGCAAGUUGAUAGUUUGUAAAUGUAGCACGUCAGUGUUCAUUCCUAUGAUUAAUAUUAUGUGAUUUCGGUGCAUCUAAUAAGGUGAGCAGCAUGAGGACUCUGCUGAGGCUGAAACGGCUAAUGCCAGAAGUGCAGUGGAUUAUGUGGCAAAACAGAUCCUGCUCAGAUUCUUCCAUCCGGAGUCUGGAAUCAAACACAUCCAUCCUUAAACAUCUUACCUCCAAAAUUACUGCCACGGGUCCAAUUUCAGUAGCUGAGUACAUGAGGGAGGCACUCACCAAUCCAGUAGGGGGAUAUUACGUUAAAAAAGAUGACAUGCUUGGAGCAGGUGGUGAUUUUAUUACGUCACCAGAGAUCAGUCAGAUUUUUGGUGAGCUGUUGGGCGUCUGGUGUAUCAGUGAGUGGAUGGCGGCUGGGAAAUCCAGCAUCUUCCAGUUAGUAGAGCUCGGACCAGGAAGAGGUUCUUUGGCCAGUGACAUCCUGAGGGUCUUCAGUCAGUUAAAAGCCGUCCUGGGUGAGACGGAUAUAUCUGUUCAUCUUGUUGAGGUCAGCCCAAAGCUGGGCCAAUUUCAGGCCGAAUGUCUAACUGGAGAUAAGACGCAGACGUGUAAUGAUGAUCAGCCUGCUUACCGCAGUGGCACCACACGUACAGGCCUGCCUAUAUACUGGUACCGCAGGAUAGAGGACGUUCCAAGAGGUUUUAGUGUCUUCCUUGCCCAUGAGUUUUUUGAUGCUUUGCCCAUUCACAAGUUUCAGAGAACAGAGAAGGGCUGGCGGGAGGUGAUGGUUGAUAUUGAUCCUGAAAGUCCAGAAAAACUGAGAUUUGUGGUUUCUCACAGUCCUACACUGGCCUCUGGCAUUCUUCUACAGAAUGAUGAAAGCAGAGAGCAUGUGGAAGUUUGUCCAGAAGGUGGAGUCAUUGUUCAGAAACUGGCCAGUCGGAUUGCAGAGGACGGAGGCGCAGCCUUGAUUGUAGACUAUGGACAUGAUGGAACAAAAACUGAUACAUUAAAGAGUAAUUUAUUUUUGUGGCAGGGCUUUAAAGGCCAUCAACUCCACAAUGUCUUGGAGGCACCUGGCAUGGCAGACCUGACAGCAGAUGUUGACUUCAGUUACUUGAGGAAAAUGACAGGAAAUGAGGUGACCUGCUUGGGACCCAUCACACAAAGAUCCUUCCUAAAGAACAUGGGCAUUGACUCGCGCUUGCAGGUCCUCCUGAGGAGCUGUCAUGACUCCUCCACCAGAGCGCAGUUACUCCAUAGCUAUGACAUGCUAAUUAACCCUGAGAAAAUGGGACACAGAUUUCAGUUUUUCUCUGUGCUUAAUCGAGGUCGGCUGGCUCAAUAUAAAGGAAUGCAAAAGAGCACAGCACCAUUGCCAGUGGCAGGCUUUGCUGAGCUGAAUGUGGAGUAAAAAGACUGUAAAGGACAUCAUUUAGCAGCAUCAACAUGUUUCGAAUAACUAGACAACCAGAUGUAAUCUUGUGCUACAGAUGUGCAUUGGACUGUGCUGAUUGUCUGGUUUGGGUGAAAUAUAUAUUUUAUUGUU